Messenger RNA from Drosophila willistoni, 1855 nucleotides. Its product is annotated as carboxypeptidase B. The transcript has 2 exons. The coding region runs from base 130 to 1746 and encodes 538 amino acids. Gene Ontology annotation, molecular function: metallocarboxypeptidase activity; zinc ion binding. Gene Ontology annotation, biological process: proteolysis. The record is from RefSeq and is a predicted model, not a curated record. Lineage: Eukaryota; Metazoa; Arthropoda; Insecta; Diptera; Drosophilidae.
GUAUACAUUUGUUAGUCUAGUGUUAAAGUUCUAUAAACUAUCAAAAUUGUUCAAGUGGUUAAAAAAAUAUUUCUUUUCUUUUUUUUACUCUAAUUUAUUUUUUGUUUUUUUUUUUCUUCUGAUUUCGCUAUGCAAACGAUGGUCAAAUCAAAACGCUCCACAAAGAACAACAAGGCUAAGAGUCGGGAGGCGGCUCAUAGGAUUUGGGCCAGUGCGGCAUUAACGGCUACACCGGCACGUCGACUGAUUAUACCACGGCCCGAUGUCCUGCACAAUUAUCUGGAGUAUAAGCAAAUAAAUCAGUAUCUCGAGUAUUUGGCGAAUCGUUAUCCGAAAUUUGUUAAACUCUAUACGCUUGGUCUGUCCGCGGAACGUCGUGAGAUUCGUGCCCUGGAUAUCAAUUGGUUGAGCGCAGAGAAUUUGGAAUCGAAGCCGCCGUCGCAGCAGCAGCAAGUGGGACAGACUCGCGGUCCAGUUGUUGGCAAAGGCGGUGAACAGUCUCGGAAUAUUGUCUUCAUUGAGGCUGGAACACAUGGACGUGAAUGGAUAAGCAUAACGACGGCAUUGAAUUGUAUAUAUCAAGUGACGGAACGUUAUACCCGUAACAUUGAGAUAUUGCGUAAAUUGCGGUUCAUCAUUGUGCCAGUUGUCAAUCCGGAUGGCUAUGAGUAUUCCCGCACUAAGAAUCCAAAUUGGCGUAAGAAUCGUCGCACACAUAAAUCCACAAAAUUUGUGGGCACCGAUUGUAAUCGUAAUUAUGAUAUAUUCUGGGAUAGUGGCACAAGUAAAAUGAAUCGUAAUACCUAUAAGGGUGAACGACCAUUCUCUGAGCCAGAGACGCGUGCCAUGCGCAAUCUGUUGGAUCGCUUGGAAUCGAAUCUAUUAUUCUUCCUAUCGUUGCACUCGUAUGGCCAGAGCAUUAUGUAUCCAUGGGGCUAUACACGGGAGCCACCGCAUUUCUGGCGGGAACUUCACACGCUGGCCACAUGCGGUCGUACGGCCAUUAAAUCGUAUAAUGGACGUGAAUAUCGUACGGGUAGCAUUAGCUGUCUCACCAAACGCACCAUAUCCGGUUCGGUGGUCGAUUAUGUCUAUGGUGUUCUACGUACACCGAUGGCCUUGGUUAUGGAGCUGCCAUCCCGGGAGUUGGGCUUUCAGCCGCCCAUGGAGAACAUCAGUCAAAUUGGCCAUGAAAGUUGGUUUGGCAUACGUGAGAUGUGCAAGCGGGCCUACGAUCUGCGUCAUCAAAUCAAUCGUACUACGGAACCGAAACUACCACGACCAGCUGGGGCUGAUGCCCCCGCCCUACUCGAAGGCGGUGAUGGUGAACGAGUGAUUGCAGCCACCCCCCAAUCGAUCAGCAGUAGCAAUGCAACCGAUGGCGGUGGCGAUAAUGCCGAGAAGAAAACAAAGACCACGCCAAAGAAGGGCAAGAGACGUCUGAAGAGGCCGCGUACAGCACAGCAUGGAGCGAUUUUGGAAAUUCAUCGCAGCCUGAGGAGACCAUUGGCAGCAGCAUCGGGAGCUGGAACUGCAGCUGGAGCUGCUGCAGUUCCCCACAAACGUUUGCUGGCCACCAAAUCGGCACCACCAAUACGACGAGUGCGAGAAGGUGCCACAACAGCUAUCAAUCCUUCUACUCCACCACCAAAUGCUUCUCGGGCUGGCCAUGGAGAUGGACCAUUGUCUGUACGUGGAAAGAAUCCCCGAGCCGCCACAUUUACGCCGCUAGGCGUAUUCCUCUAGUCGUCUCUAACAUGUGCAUUUAUAUGUGUGUUUGUACAUUCGUUUCUUUUUUUUUGGAUUUUAUUUCCUUAGUUUGCCGAUAAAUUAAAUGUGUGUAUUAGAAGAGAAA